Hyaloperonospora brassicae is the source of this 1125-nucleotide messenger RNA. The record is from the annotation of a GenBank genome assembly. NCBI's taxonomy places the organism in Eukaryota, Oomycota, Peronosporomycetes, Peronosporales, Peronosporaceae.
AUGCACGCCAAGCUGCUCGCCGUGUCCAGUCUGUGCGUCGCCGCCUCGGUUCUGCAGACUACCGACGCCCGUGGUGCUUCGACUGGGAUUCUUUCGCGUCGCCAGCUCGGCGACUACAAGGAUCACGAGCACGGACACCAUUCGCACAAGCACGACCACCACAAGAAGCACGUCCACGACAACGACAAAGGUCACUCGCACUAUCGCCGUCGGCUCGAAGACGCCAAGGCGACGGAGUCCUCGUCGGACUAUAGCUACGGUCACGACGACUACGGCCACGACGACUACGGUCACGAUGCCUACAAGCACAACGACUAUGGGCACGACCACUACGAGCAUAAGGACUAUGACCAUGGCAAAAAGGACUACAAGGGCUAUGGUGCUGACUACAGCUACGGCUACGACAAGCACGACUACAAGGGAUAUGGCCACGACAAGGACUACUAUGGCAAAGCAUCCGGCAACGACUACUACGGCUAUGGCAAGGGAUACGGCGACGACUACUACAGCUAUGGCAAAGGGUAUGGCAAAGGCUACGGUGACGACUACUCCGUCUACGGAAAGGGCUAUGGCAAAGGCUGUGGUGACGACUACUACAGCUACGGAGACGGCUAUAGCUAUGGCAAGGGAUAUGGCUAUGACAAGAGCUCGUAUGGCUAUGGCAAGGGAUACGGAGAUGACUACUACGGCUAUGGCAAGGGAUACGGCAAGGGCUGUGGUGACGACUACUACGGCUAUGGCAAGGGAUACGGCAAGGGAUACGGCAAGGGCUAUGGUGGGUACGGCUACCCGGACUACUACUCGUCGUACGGUGGUGACGUCGGCUACGGUGGCUAUGGAGGUGGCUAUGGUAGCUAUGGCUACCCGGACUAUUACUCGUCUUUUGGCUACGGCUACGGCCAACCUGGCUACGGGUCCCCGGACUACUUCGGCUACGAGUCUGCGUCUGGCGCUAGUGUCGAUGGCAACACCAUGAAGAAGGAAUCGUCGACUGCCGCUGCGACGGAUGGUGCCGAUACGAAGUCGGACGAGAAGGAGAGCAAGACGUCACCGGCGUCGGCGCCGAAGACGAAGGCGAAAGAGGCCAAGUCGGAUGACGCCGACAAGGCUACAAAAGGCAAGUGA